AUGCCGCAAACCACAAACCAACGAAAGCGUCCCUCCAUCAACCCACGAGAAAACAAACAAACAAAUGCACGCCAGCUGAGACAGACAAAUGACUUACAAGCACAAAGCCCAUCACUCUUUCACCAAGGAUACAAAAUCCUGACUUGUUUCUGCCCGAUCUUGCAAUACGAUCUGACCUCCUUUUGACUUUGAUACAAAAUACUUCACAGAUCAAUUGUGUUUUGGGGCAAAUCCACCCCGCGCAUUUUGGUACAACAUUCAAUACCAACUGUUGACUU
Molecule: messenger RNA, 278 nt
Organism: Periconia digitata
Lineage: Eukaryota; Fungi; Ascomycota; Dothideomycetes; Pleosporales; Periconiaceae
Source: the annotation of a GenBank genome assembly